AUGUUGGAAGGUCUCGUCGCCAACCUACUAAAUCGCUUUCUGGGCAUGUACGUCAAGAACUUCGACCCUAAGCAAUUGAAUGUAGGAAUAUUCUCUGGCGAUGUCAAGCUGCGUAAUUUAGAGUUGAGACGCGAGGCGCUGGAUCAGCUGCACUUGCCCAUCAACGUCGUCGACGGACGGCUUGGCGAGCUUACGCUCUCGAUACCUUGGUCCAAUCUACGUGGCAAGCCUGUCAAAGUCAAUAUCGAGGAUGUUUUCCUUCUCGCUGCCCCCAAAGAAGAAGAUCAGUACGAUGCCGAAGAGGAGGAAAAGCGUACGGUAGCUGUGAAGCUCGAGAAACUCGAAAGCGCCGAACUGCUCAAGGACCGCAAUGCCGAGGGCAUGAGCAAGGAGGAACAGCAAAAGAACCAGAGCUUUGUCCAGAGCUUCACCACCGCAAUCGUCGACAACUUACAGGUCAGCAUCAAGAAUGUUCACAUCAGAUACGAGGAUGCCAUCGCCGCCCCCGAUCAUCCUUUUGCCAUCGGUUUCACCCUCAAAGAGAUGAGUGCUGUCAGCACCGAUGCUGAUUGGCGCCCAACCUUUAUUCAAUCAACCUCAAGCACUACCCACAAACUCGCCGUCCUAAACUCGUUGGCACUUUACUGGAACAGUGAUGCUGAGCUCUUCGGCACCGGUAAGGGCGGUGAUGCUGAUGCUGGCUCCGAGAAGCUUGGCACGGAAGAACUUAUCCGGCGCUUCAAGGAGGGCAUUGAGAAGAGUGACAAUCCUCAAUAUCUCCUGAAGCCUGUCAGUGGCCGUGCUGGUCUAGAACUGGACAAGACCGGCAAUACAGAUCGUCCACGGAUGAAGGCACGUUUGAUGUUCCAAGAAUUCGGGUUCCUACUAGACGACGAACAAUACCGGGAUGCUCUGAUGCUCGUGGACUUGAUGCAUUACUUCAUUCGUCACCAGGAGUACAAGAAGAACCAGCCGGAGAAGAGUCCAAAGGAAGAUCCGAGAGCGUGGCUCAAGUUCGCCGGAACUGCUGUGCUCGACAAGAUCCAUGAUCGCAACCGCCGCUGGACUUGGGACUACUUCAAAGAGCGUCGAGACAUGCGCCUUCGCUACAUCGAAGUGUUCAAGAAGAAAAAGAGGGAGGAGCAGUUGACUGAGGCUGAGAAGAAAGAUCUCACCGAUCUUGAAUACAAGCUCUCUUACGAAGAUCUGCGCUUCUGGAGAUCACUCGCUCGGAAUCAGAUGCGAAAGGAGAACGUGGGAGUCAAAAAGCCGGCGGCGAAACAGACUUGGGGUCAGUGGGUUUGGGGUCAGAAGCCCGAGAAUACUGAUGAUUCGCAAGCUGAGAUGACCGAGGAAGAUCGAAAGAAGCUGUACGAUGCCAUAGAUUGGGAUGAGAAGAAAGCUAUAAGCGACAGCGUCGACCUACCGCGUGAGACAGUCAAGAUGCAAAUCGAAUCAAGUCUUCGAACCGGCAGCUUCACAUUGAAGCGUGACCCUCAUGGAAAAGCCAAUGAUGUCCUAAAGCUGGUGUUCGACAACUUCCGCGCCAAGACACUGCAGCGACCAGAUUCGUUUCUCGCUGAUGUCAAUCUGGGUGGCUUUCGUGUCUAUGAUGGUACCACUGAAGGGACACUGUUUCCACAGAUUGUCAAAGUCAAAGGUGUUGAAGAACAGCCGAAAGAUGAUGCAGAAGUUUCUGACGACACGAACCUUCCCACUGACAAGGGCGAAAAGCAAGAUGACGAUGACGAUGACGGGCUCUUCCAUCUCAUAUUCGAGAACAACCCUCUUGAUGAGAGCGCAGACACUGAGGUCAUGCUUAAACUAAAGAGUCUUGAAUUCAUCCAUAACCCCCAAUUCGUUGUGGAGAUCGCCAAGUUCUUCAAGCCUCCUGCCAGGCAAAUGGAAUCAAUCGGUGCACUUCUCGAGACUGCCGGUGCUACUGUCGAAGAGAUUCGUCAGCAAACCCGUGCGGGUCUAGAGUUUGCGCUCGAGGAGCACAAGACCAUCAAUGCGAAUCUCGACAUCCAAGCUCCGAUCUUCAUCAUUCCAGAGUCCAUUACCAAAGAAAGCGCCCUCUGCAUGAUAUUGGACGCUGGCCACGUCAGUCUGAAUAGUGAGCUCGUUGACAAAGACACGCUUCAAGACCUUCACUCGAAACGCAAGAAGCAGUACACGCAACAAGAUUACCAACAGCUAGAAGGCUUGAUGUACGACAAGUUCCAUCUCAGGCUGGACUCCACGCAGGUUCUGUUGGGCCCCGGCAUUGAAGCCACCCGUGCCGAGCUUGAUUCAAAGGAGGACGACCAGAAAAUGCAUCUGAUCGACCGCAUCAACAUGGAUUUCCUGUUAGAGCUUUCGAUUCUUCCAAAAGCGCCAGACAUAACCAGGACCCGCAUCUCAGGAACGCUUCCGAUCCUGCACGCUUCAAUGUCUGACCAGAAAUACAAGAACAUCAUGAAGCUGCUCGAUGUGGCUGUACCUAAAUUCGACAAGGACAAGCCAACCACCGCCGAGAAUGCCGCCGGAGACAAGCAGCUCCAGUCCCAAGGCGAUGAUCCCAGAUCUAAACGCAAAUCUGUGGUACUUCUAGAGCGAAAAGGACAGGCACUGAUUGAUGCUGAUUCUGACUCAGAAGACAACAGCGCACAGAAGUCUUCGGGGAAACCACAAGAGGCCGAAAAGCCAAUCAAUAUCCACCAGCGCAAUUUCGAAUUCAAUUUCACUGUUGAGAAGCUGCAAGCAUCGUUGUACAAGUCGGAUGCAGAGAACCCCAAGAACGACAAGCUACUGGUUGAACUAGUUGCUGAACAUUUUGCACUAUCCUUCUACCAGAGACCUUUCGACAUGGUGGCAGAGGUUCGCUUGGGCGCCAUGACAGUUGACGACCAUAUCGAGCAAGAGCCUCUACCGGAGUUCAAGCAGAUCAUCUCGUCCAAGGGCUUCCAAGCCGAGGAAGGAAAAGACCUUUUCAACGUGAAGUUUGUGAAAGUCAAUCCCGAUUCACCAGAAUUCCAAUCAACAUAUGAAGGAAUUGCUACGAAUCUUGAUGUGGCUGUUUCGACGAUCAACCUCAUCGUGACCCGGAAGACUCUCCUUACUCUGUUGGACUUUGUACUUGUCACCUUUGCGAGCCCUGGAGAACCACAGAAGGAUCAGAAGGCGAUUGAAGAUAGGGACAGUCAGCCUGUGGAGCUAAGUCCUGCAAAGAAGAACGACCAAAGUGACAAGAUCAGGAUCAAGGCGCAAUUGUCUAGCAUUGCAAUGAUUCUAAACAAUGACGGCGUGCGCCUUGCCACGUUGACCUUGAAUUCGGGCGACGUUGGUGUGUAUCUUGACCCCCCAACCAUGCAAAUUAAGGCUCGCUUGGGCAGCCUCUCCCUUGUUGACGAUAUCAACCAAGGCGCUCCUGAGGACUCUCCGCUACGCCGUUUGAUUGCAAUCGAAGGUGAUGACCUUGCCGACUUCAAAUAUCAGACGUACGACCCAAGCCGGAAGGGUUAUCCGGGAUAUGAUUCUGGUGUGUAUCUGCGCUCUGGUUCGAUCAAGGUCAACUUCUUGGAGGAGCCGUUUCGCAAGAUUAUGGAGUUUGGCGUCAAGUUUGGCAAGAUGCAAGGCAUCUUCAACGCUGCACGCCAGGCGGCCGCAAAUCAAGCUACGCAGGUCCAGGAGUCCGCGCAGAAGAUGCACUUCGAUGUUGUCAUCAAGACCCCAAUCGUGGUCUUCCCGAGAGCAAUGGUUGACAAUCGCCCGAGAGAUCUGCUUACCGCCUAUCUCGGAGAGAUAUACGCUUCCAACAAGUUUGUCGGCGUGCAGGGCCAGAAAGAUGGGCCGCUGGUCAACAAGCUAUCCGCUGGCAUUCGACAUAUUCGCUUGACAACCGAGUUUCACUACGAGGAUGGUCAAUCUGAGGAGAUUGAGAUGAUUGAGAAGGUCGACCUUGACUUCAAGAUUAGGUACCUUGAACAUCAAAGCGGCCUCGAACGUCCAGACCUCGAAAUCGAAGGCAACAUGUCUGACGUGAAUCUCCGUAUCUCCCAGACGCAGAUGAAGUUCCUCCUGGAGCUGUCCAAGACUAUUCCUGCGGCAUUCGCGACAGAGGUCGAAACCGAUGAGGAGAUCGCUGAAGAGCUUCCGAGAUCCGCCUCCGAUGUUGCUUUGAAGUCUCAGCUCCAGAGUCAGGAACAGCAGCAGAUGGAAGAAUCAAAGCCUUCCCAUCAAUCCCCAGAACUGGGCGCUACCGACGAGACGUGGACUAAGCUCAAUCUCGUCUUCGAAGCGCCCCUCGUCGGCCUUGAACUCAUACUGGCGAAAGAAGAUGAGCCCACGGGCGAUUUGGACGCUGCGAGCUUUUCGAAGUUCUCACUCAACCAGACCAACGUCAAGAUGCGAAUGCUAAGUGAUAAUGCCCUAGAGGCAGAGCUGCUGAUUCACUCGUUCACUAUUCGAGACAGCCGCCAGCAAGAGACAAACAAGUUCCGCAAGAUCAUGUCUCUGAUCAACAACGACGUUCAACAGCAAUUCAUGGCAAGCGUAUCGAUCUCUGGUGGUACCGAUCGGCACAUGAUAGUCAUGCUUACUAUCGAUAGCCCGAGGAUCAUCUUCGCUUUAGACUAUCUUUUCGCUCUACAGUCUUUCGCCACCACUGCCCUGGCUGUCAAUGAUCCUGCAUCAAUUGCAGAGACGGAAGCGGUCUAUGACGAUGACGAGGAGCAGUCGGAUUGCAGUGAAUCGGAAGACAUGAAACCCGCUGCUGAGAACGCCUCCUCGAUGACGACCUCAUUCAGGAUUAACAUUGUUGAUGCACAGGUAAUCCUCAUCGCCAACCCUACGAUUUCAAAUACUGAAGCCAUCGUACUUGGGACCAAGGGGGUGCUACUAUCACAGCAAAACGCCACAACCCUGCAGGUCAACAAAGUUGGCAUGUUCUUGUGCCGUAUGGACAAGUUCGAGACAAGUCGCCUCCGGAUUUUGGACGACUUUUCGAUCAACAUGUCCAUGGAAAAUCGCUCUCAAGGCAGGCAAUCUUCCCUGACGUCGAUGCAUUUGGAAAUCGAACCCCUUGUCCUUCGACUAUCCCUCCGCGAUAUCCUCCUGGCGAUGCAAAUUGCAGCCAAGGCAACCGCAACCGCUCCGCAACCCAAGAUGGAGCAUGCGGAGCCAAAGAAGAUCAAGGAGGUUAAAGGUUCCUCGAAAGCUGCCUCUACCAGACGCAAAUCUAUGGCCGGUGCCAGCGUGUCCAAGAAGUCCAAGCGCACGAAAUCGGUUACUGCUCGCGCUCAGACUGCAAGAUCACAAUCCUCCGUCGUUGUUAAGCGCGAGGAUUUGGUCGCGGAAAUCGACGGCAUCAGAGUCAUCUUGAUAGGUGAUAUGCAUGAGCUUCCGCUUCUGGACUUCAGCGUCAAGAAGUUUGACGUCAAUGUCAAAGACUGGUCAGGUGCAAUGAGUGCGGACACCAAUUUCAAUACCUUCAUCAACGUCUACAACUUCUCCAAGUCAGCCUGGGAGCCUCUUAUUGAGCCGUGGCAGUUGGGAUUUCACAUGGCGAAGGAACAAGACCAAGACAUGAUGUCUGUUGAGCUUUACUCGCACAAGAACAUGGAGCUAACCGUCACUUCGGCCACCAUCGCCCUCGCCUCAAAGUCUUUCACUUUCCUCAAUACAGACGAGGACAUCUUAUCCAAGCCUCGAACAGCCGAUGCUCCUUACCGGAUACGCAAUUACACGGGCUUCGACUUGAGCGUCUGGGCCGACGAGAAGAGUGAGACAGCCGCCGCGGCCAAGCUGACCGAUGGUGAAGAAUACGCCUGGAGAUUUGAGGAUGCAACUUCCAUGCGUGAGAACCUGUCACCCGAAGGCAACGCCGGCCUCGUUGGUGUGAAGCUCGAAGGGAGCGGUUUUGACAGCAUCGGGCGCAUCCCUGUCAUUCGUGAAGGAGAGACUCUGUACAACUUGAAGCCGCGGAAAGACAAGAUCCAGCAUCGCAUGCUGGUUGAAGUCAAACUUGGAACAGACAACGUCAAAUAUAUCACCUUCCGCUCGCCAUUGCUUGUGGAGAACAAGACGCAGAUUCCGAUUGAGGUCGGCGUCUUUAGCCCCGAGGAAGGCACAUUGUUGAAGAUUGAGAAGGUUCCUCCGGGCGAGGGACGGCCUGCUCCCGUUGGAGCGGCCUUCAUGCACUCUCUGCUCAUUCGACCUGACCAAGGUUUUGGCUAUGGCUGGUCCAAUGAGAGACUAUUCUGGAAGGAUCUCCUUAAGCGCAGCACAAGGACCAUCACCUGCCAGGGCGAGAGCCGCGAUGAUUCUCCACCAUUCUAUUUCCAAAUGCAUGCUUCCUACGACAAGAAGGAUCCCAUGACGCAAAUCUACCCGUUCAUGCGGAUCCAGAUCUCAGCUCCUAUCGAAGUUCAGAACCUGCUUCCAUACGAUUUCAAGUACAGGAUUUACGACAAGAACACCAAAAAGGAUUGGACAAACUUCCUUAGGAAGGGUGGCGUCAGUCCAGUCCACGUUGUGGAGCUUUCACACCUGCUUCUUCUCAGCGUCGAUCUUGAAGACACGCCUUUUAAGCAAAGCGACUUCGCUAUCGUCAACAGCAACACACAGGAAGACUUCCGGCGCGAGAAGAACCUCCAGCUGAAAGAUGCUCAGGGAUCGCAGCUAAGGCUCAAGCUCCACUAUACCAAUGUUCCAGAUAGUGGAGGCGCUUUCAAGGUCUCCAUUUACAGUCCAUAUGUCAUCCUCAACAAGACAGGUCUCGACAUGAGCAUCCAGAGUAAGGCAUUUUUCGGUGGCUCCAAAGCCACCCCGAGCGGCGGUUUUGCAGCAAGCUCUGGGCACGGCAAAGCUCUACCUUACCUCUACUCCUACCCGACAGACGAUCGCAAGAAUCGCUCAGCCUUGAAGAUUGGCGAAUCUGCUUGGAGUAAACCUCAGAGUUUCGACGCUCUAGGAAGUUCCUAUGAGGUUGUGCUACCUGCCGCGUCCGGUCGUUCGGAGAUGCACGUUGGUGUCGAUGUCUCGGAGGGAGAAGGCAAGUAUAACCUGUCCAAGGUCAUUUCCAUCACGCCUCGCUAUAUCUUGAAGAACAAGAUUGGCGAAGACCUGGAACUCCGUGAACCAGGAUCAUCCACUGUCAUGAAGCUGAAAAGCAACGAGCUGCUCCCCGUGAAGUUCAUGCGGCAAGUGCAAGAGAAGCAGCUAUGUCUGUGCUUCCCUGGGGCAAACAAUCAAUGGUCGUCGCCCUUCAAUCUCGGCAAUGUUGGCAUGACUCAUGUCAAACUGGCAAAGCAAGGUCAGCGACAGAAGUUGGUCCGUGUUGAGAUCAUUCUCGAGGGUGCAACCCUUUUCCUCCAUUUCAGUAUUGAGACAAAGCAUUGGCCUUUCUCUAUGAGAAAUGAGAGUGAUACAGAGUUCCUAUUCUUUCAGGCCAAUCCAAAUAUUGAUGAAGAUGAGGAGGAAGACAAGGGUAGUGGCUGGAAACCUAUCCGCUACAAACUACCAGCCCGAAGCAUCAUGCCCUACGCAUGGGACUAUCCAGCAUCAAGGAACAAGGAGCUUGUCCUUACAUCUGGUGGCCGGGAGCGGUACGUCAAGCUCGCCGAAAUUGGUAACCUCAUUCCGAUCAAGCUACCACCACGCCAGGCUGGUGGAUCACCACGUAUCAUCGAUGUCAACAUUGUUGCAGAUGGUCCCACACAAACAUUGGUCCUCUCGAACUACAAACCUCAGCGGUCGCUGUAUCGGCAACAGACGAACAUGUCUACGACAUCGCAGACUACGGUGAAUCAAGGAUUUGAAGUGAAGCAGAUCGAAUCAGAGGUCAACUUCAAAGCCGAGCUUCGUCUGGCUGGAAUCGGCAUCUCGCUUGUCAACUCGAGCUUACGGGAACUCCUGUACAUGACUUUCCGCGAAAUCGAGUUCAAGUACGGCGAUUCGAAGCUGUAUCAGACCUUCAGUGCAACGACAAAGUGGAUACAAAUUGACAAUCAGCUUUAUGGCGGCAUCUUCCCCAUUCUGCUCUAUCCCAGUGUUGUGCCAAAGACAGGCAAAGAGAUGGAAGCGCAUCCGAUCUUCCACGCCAUGGUCACUCGUGUCAAGGAUGACGGGUACGGAGUUCUUUACAUCAAAUACGCCACUCUGUUGCUGCAGCAAAUCACGAUCGAGCUUGAUGAGGACUUCAUUUUCGCCCUGCUUGAUUUCACCAAAGUCCCCGGUGCCUCUUGGACUGAGGAGAAGGAAGGAAAGCUUUGCGAUGAGACCGUCGAUGUGCCCGAGCCAACUCGCGAGGAACAAGGCCAGGACGUGUACUUCGAGCUCCUGCAUCUUCAACCAAUCCAGCUGGAUCUGUCAUUCGUCCGAACCGAGAGGAUCAACGCCGAAGAUACAAUGAGUUCGAACCCGAUGAUGUUCUUUGUCAAUGUCAUGACAAUGUCCAUUGGCAACGUCAAUGAUGCACCGAUCAAGCUGAAUGCACUCAUGCUGGAGAAUGCUCGUAUCUCCGUUCCCGCCCUCAUUGCCAACAUCAGGAAUCAUUACACGCAAGAAGUCCUUCGACAGGUUCAUGUUAUCCUCGGAUCUGCUGACUUCCUCGGCAAUCCUGUUGGUCUUUUCAACAGUGUCAGCUCUGGUGUCGCCGAUAUCUUCUACGAGCCAUACCAGGGACUUGUGAUGACCGAUCGUCCUCAGGAGCUAGGCAUCGGUAUGGCCAAGGGAGCAAGCAGCUUCGUCAAGAAAUCCGUCUUUGGUUUCAGCGACAGUAUGGCCAAGUUCACUGGAUCUAUCUCAAAGGGCCUGGCUGCUGCAACCCUUGACAAGGAAUUCCAAGACCAGCGUCGCAUGUCCAAGAACAGAAACCGUCCCAAGCAUGCUCUGUAUGGUGUGACUUCUGGCGGGAAUGCGUUUGCCACAAGCGUCGCUAGCGGAAUCGGAGGCCUCGCUCGACAUCCGUUAGAAGGUGCAGAGAAGGAAGGCGCAUUCGGCUUUGUGAAGGGGGUAGGAAAGGGUAUGUUAGGUCUCGCGACGAAGCCCGCCAUCGGCGCUUUCGAUCUGGCUUCCAAUGUGGCCGAAGGCGUGCGCAAUACAACCACCGUGUUUGAUGCUGAAGGCUUGGAUCGUGUUCGCUUGACUCGUUUCAUCGGCAUGGACGGCAUUGUGCGCCCGUACUCUCAGCGAGAAGCGCUUGGGCAGUUCUGGUUGAAGACUUGUGAUGACGGCAAGUAUUUCAACGAGGACUACAUCGCACACCUUGAACUCGAAGGCAAGGACAUGAUGGUUCUAUUGACCUACAAUCGGGUUCUUAUGAUCAGAACUCGGAAGCUGCGCAUGGAGUGGGAUGUCAAGUUGACCGAUGUUCAGACCAUCAGCAAGGAGAGGACUGGUAUGAGUAUUGGCUUGAAAGGCGGUGCAAAUGGACCCUUUGUCCCCAUUUCGGAGCAGAGCCAGCGGGACUGGCUCUACAAGCAGAUUGCUGUCGCCGUGAACGCAUUUAACGAUCGAUACAAUGCGAAAGGAUGA
Molecule: messenger RNA, 9516 nt
Organism: Cyphellophora europaea CBS 101466
Lineage: Eukaryota; Fungi; Ascomycota; Eurotiomycetes; Chaetothyriales; Cyphellophoraceae
Exons: 2
Coding region: 1-9516 (3171 amino acids)
Biological process (GO): mitochondrion organization; protein retention in Golgi apparatus; protein targeting to vacuole
Cellular component (GO): extrinsic component of membrane
Source: RefSeq, a predicted model, not a curated record